This is a messenger RNA of Plasmodium vinckei vinckei, 441 nucleotides long. Its product is annotated as CIR protein, fragment. Bases 1 to 441 code for a protein of 146 amino acids. NCBI's taxonomy places the organism in Eukaryota, Apicomplexa, Aconoidasida, Haemosporida, Plasmodiidae. The transcript has a single exon. The record is from RefSeq and is a predicted model, not a curated record.
AUGAACAUGUGUGAAUUUUAUACAGUAUUUAAUCAUAUAUGUAAUACAAUUGCAGAUUAUAAAACAAACAAUGCCAAAGGUAAUAUUUUUUCUCAGAAAUCUGGCAAUCGUCUUAAUAAGCAUAUAUCCCGUUAUGAAAAUAUUUAUAAAUGCAAUCCAAAUCUGCAUUUAUUGGACAAAUUAAAAAAAAUAUAUGUUGAUUUCAGAGGUUCUGUUAUUAAAAAGGAAACUGGUAAUAAUAAUUUAUAUCAGCAGAUUCAAAAACGUGCAACAGAAAAUAAGAGAGAUUCAUAUUUUGCGAAAAGUUUUGAAGCAUUUUAUUUCAAUAAUUUAAAGUGUAAACCAAAAAAUAAAGUAAAUAUCCCGAGUGAUAAAAAUAAAACGCAAGAAACUAAAGCAAUCAUAUCAAAGAAUACAAACAAAUUGGAAUAUCCAUUGUAG